Closterium sp. Yama58-4 is the source of this 960-nucleotide messenger RNA. NCBI's taxonomy places the organism in Eukaryota, Viridiplantae, Streptophyta, Zygnematophyceae, Desmidiales, Closteriaceae. The record is from the annotation of a GenBank genome assembly.
AUGCGUUGCGAUCCGAUGCAUUGGUCAAAUUUCGCAGGUGGCUAUUGCUGUGCUCCGCUGUGCUGUCGAGGCUUGCCCAACCCUUUCGCCUCGCCUUCUCCCCUUCCCCUUCCCGUCUCCCUUCGCUGCAACAAAUCGCCCCUCUCCACAAUCCUCUCGAUUCCACAGUUUCGAACCGCCCGUGUUGAGAGCUCCCUCUCUCCUCCGUCGCACGUUGACGACACCAUGGCGAAGCAGAAGAAGUCCCUCAAGGGAUCAGUCGCCAUCCUCGCUAUGAACUUCCUCCGUUUCCUCAACAUGGUGAUCAUCGUCGGCGGCGCCGCCACGAUCGUAAUGGUCUUCCUCAUUCAAUCGCCGCCCACCUUCCCCGCCGGCUGGGGUUUCUUCUUCCUCAGCACCCUCGUCAUUCUCUCCGGUCUCUUCGGCACGAUCGCGUCUGGGCAGGUCGGGUGCUUCGAGUGCCACCUGUUCUGCCUAUUCAUAAGCGCCGCGGGGCUGUGCGCUUCGACGCUGAUGAUCUUCCUCCGUUUCAAGGACGUCGUACUGUCGUUGAAACCGAACGCCGACCCGUACCAGAUGUACGACGCGGAGCAGUACGUACGCAUCCUCGGCGCGAUCUAUUUCUUCAUCUUUAUGACGCAGAUGGUUAUUCUCAUGCUCGGCUGCACUGUACACCACUUCGGCCUUAUAGAGCAUAACGAGGACCUCGAUGCGCUGAAAUCCGCGCGCGAGCUAGCGCGCUCCGAGGAGAUUCACCGGCGGCCGAAGAUCGACGGCUGGGUGCCGCACAAGCUGACGGAGAAGAUGAAGCACAAGUACCGGCAAUGGACGCACAGGGGCGCCGCGGACGAGGAGGAAGAAGCGGCCAUGGAAUUCGAUAUGGAGUCGAGCGUUGGAAGCCAAAUGCCGUCCAGUCCCCCGCCGCCGUACCCUGGUGUGUCUACAUACCCUCCCGCGUAA